Messenger RNA from Blumeria graminis f. sp. triticale, 1569 nucleotides. Lineage: Eukaryota; Fungi; Ascomycota; Leotiomycetes; Helotiales; Erysiphaceae. The record is from the annotation of a GenBank genome assembly.
AUGCUGCUGUCCGCUUCAAUCCCUCUGUCAUUUCUUGUCUGGGCAUGCUCGGCCUAUAGCCCUUCGGAGCGAACAUUUACUGUCAAUCAUUUCUAUGGCCAACAGAAUCUCAUCACAGCACGAAUGGAUCCCAUUCUCUCUCCGGAUGGUCCCUCAGGCCAUGUGCAUGCUGUCCAGGGCGGGAAUGCUUUUGCUAUGAGUAUGUCGGAUGAACAGGCCCUCAAAUCAACAUGCACUUCAUCCUUGGUCAAGAACGAUAAGAGUAACUAUUGGACCCCGGCUCUGUAUUUCCAGGACCCUGAGACCGGCAAACUAGAAGCUGUAGAGCUAUCCUACAUGCAGGUCUACUACUUUUUUGAGGCAACGUCUGACGUAAUCAAGCCCUUUCCGCCCGGCCUCAGAAUCGUAGUCGGCGAUCCAAGCUUGCGCACUCCACCUGCCACUGGAGGCCUUUUGAUCAAUGAUCUCUCUGAAGGGACACCUCAGCCAGUUCAGUGGACUUGCCCGAGAUCUAACGAUAGACCACCUCUCUACCCAGAAAACUCUGAUGGCCUAAAUGGUGCCGGCAUUCAAGAUCCAAGAAAUCCAGGCUCUGGCGUCGGAUUUCCCGAUCGAAACUGUGAUGGAUUUGCCUCUCCUCUGCGAGCAGACAUCCACUUCCCAUCAUGCUAUAAUCCUGAUGCGGGCUUGAGGGACUACAAAAAUAAUAUGCAGUUUCCAACUAAGGGUAACUGUCCAUCUGGCUGGGUGCAUGUUCCUCAUCUCUUCUACGAAGUAUACUGGGACACAGCCAAGUUCGCUGAUCGCUGGAGCCAGGGAGAUGGAAGCCAACCCUUUGUGCUUGCCAAUGGUGAUCCCACUGGAUAUAGCCUUCAUGGCGAUUUCAUCGCGGGCUGGGAUGUGCAGACGCUGCAACAGAUCAUUGAUAACUGCAACACGGGCACAAGUGCCAUGCAUACCUGCCCUGGCCUGAUUGGUGGACUGGAAGAUCCAUCUACAACAUGCACCAUUGACAAUCCCUUUCCCAAGGAAGCAGUAUCCGGUGUCCUCUCUGCCUUACCAGGCGAUAACCCUAUCGGCGCCUGGGGCCGAAGAAAGAAAUCUGUGCGAUCGUCACUCCUAUCUUCUUUCUCAGGAUUGUUUACUGCUGCAGAGCACGCAAAUGCUCUGCUAGGGAAGAGGAGCUCCAUCGUUUCUUCCCCUCGAAACGCUCAAUUGCAGCCUGGCUGGUCAUAUGUCGGCUGCCACGCUGACAACGACCGAGAAAACAACUUUGUCGCCAACUAUACAUCCCUGGAUCUCGCACCCAAAUCCCUGACAAAUGCCAAAUGCGUAGCUUAUUGCGAAAGAGCUGGCUAUUCUAUCGCUAGCACGAGAAACGGCAGUCAAUGCUAUUGUAACAACGCUACAACCUUCUCUAAGAAAAUUCCAUCAAAUUCUUGCGAUGUGCCUUGUGAAGGUGACACUAGUCAGACCUGUGGAGGAACCUCUUCUAUCAGCGCAUACUCAAAAGACCUAAGCUAUACUAAAACUCGUCCUCGCAUACACAAAAACGACAUAUUUUUAUAA